Closterium sp. Naga37s-1 is the source of this 1176-nucleotide messenger RNA. Lineage: Eukaryota; Viridiplantae; Streptophyta; Zygnematophyceae; Desmidiales; Closteriaceae. The record is from the annotation of a GenBank genome assembly.
AUGCCUACUCCUGCUAGUCCCGCCUCCCCUUUUCCCCUUUCCACCACGCCUUCUUCCCCUCCUGUCACGCCCUCUCCCCGUCCAAACACCCGUCCUCCCAUUCCCGCCACGCCUUCUCCCCUUCCCGUCACGCCCUCUCCCCGUCCAGACACCCGUCCUCCCAUUCCCGCCAUGCCGUCUUCCCUUCCCGCCACGCCCUUCCGGCAAGCCCUCAUUUAUUCCCGGCACACCUCCCUAUGCGUCAGCUAUUCCGCCCAUCCACCACUCCCCACUCCACCGUUUGCCCAUAUACCUCUCCCCACCCCACCGUUUGCCCAAUUCGCUCUCCCCACCCCACCCUUUGCCCAUCCACCACUCCCCACCCCACCGUUUGCCCAUGUACCUCUCCCCACCCAACAUUCCCACCCCACCUUCUUCCCAUAUACCUCUCUCCACCCCACCGGUUUGCCCAUAUACCUCUCCCCAUCCCACCCUUUGCCCAUCUCCCUCUCCCCAACCCCACCGUUUGCGACCCAUCUCCUUCUCCCCCCCCACCGUUUGCCCAUCUCCCUCUCCCCACCCCACCGUGAGCCCAUCUCCUUCUUACCCCCCCACCGUUUGCCCAUCUCCCUGUCCCCUCCCCACCCUUUUCCCAUCACCCUCUCGCCACCCCACACUUUGCCCAUCUCCCUCUCCCCACCCCACCCUUUUGCCAUCCACCAAUUCCCACCCCAUCUUCUGCCUAAAUACCUCUCCCCACCCAACCAGUUUGCCCAUAUACCUCUCCCCAUCCCACCCUUUGCCCAUCUCCCUCUCCCCAACCCCACCGUUUGCGAGUCUCCCUCUCCCCACCCCACCCUUUGCCCAUCCACCACACCCCACCCCACCUUCUGCCCAUAUACCUCUCCCGACUCCACCGUGAGCCCAUCUCCUUCUCCCCCCCCCCCACCGUUUGCCCGUCUCCCUCUCCCCACCCCAUUGUUUGCCCAUCUCCCUCUCAACACCCCACCCUUUGCCCAUCUUCUCUCUAUCUCUCUUCCCACUCCCGCAAUGCUAUCUCUCGCCACCAGAUCUCCGGCUCCCUCUCCCCCCCACAAAACUUUUUUGGGCGCCUCAAAGUUCAUCACUCGCCCUUUCUCCCUUCCCUAUUCCCCCCUCUCCUCUCUCUAUCCUCACGCCCACAGUGAUCUAUCUUGA